Molecule: messenger RNA, 1849 nt
Organism: Lethenteron reissneri (Far Eastern brook lamprey)
Lineage: Eukaryota; Metazoa; Chordata; Hyperoartia; Petromyzontiformes; Petromyzontidae
Gene: MPST
Product: mercaptopyruvate sulfurtransferase
Cellular component (GO): mitochondrion
Molecular function (GO): thiosulfate-cyanide sulfurtransferase activity
Source: RefSeq, a predicted model, not a curated record
GCUGGAUCAGUAACUAAGUAACAGCCGCAGCAGCAGCAGCAAAAUAAACUCCAAACCACCACCACCACCAUCCACCCACGCACCCCACACUGCGCUCUCGCAGUCCACAUCCAGCCAGCGACAUGUCAGCAUCCAAGUCUCCGGCUCUCGUGUCGGCCCGAUGGCUGUUCGAGAACAUUUCUCCAUCACCACCGUCUUCAUCACCACCAUCAUCACCACCACCGCCACUUGGCCCGGUGCUCGUACUCGAUGCGUCGUGGUACAUGCCGGGUAUGGGCAGAGAUGCCCACCAGGAGUUCGCCGACGCUCGCAUCCCAGAUGCCGCUUUCUUCGACCUGGAUGAGAGCAGCGACCGGGAGUGCCCCUUUGGCUUCCACGCCAUGCCGACCGCCGCAGCCUUCACCCUCUUCGCCCGCGGUCUCGGCGUGUCGGCCCGCUCGCACGUCGUCGUCUACGACGGCAACAGCCCCGACCCCACGGCAGCCCGCGUCUGGUGGAUGUUCAAGGUGUUCGGCCACGGCGCCGUGUCGCUGCUGGACGGCGGCCUCGAGGCGUGGAGGGCCGGCGGCUUCCCGCUCGAGACGGGGCUCCCCAAGGCUCCGGCGGCAUCUGGAGGACGACUCGGAGAUGGGGGACAUCCUGGAGGUGGAGGAGCAGGAGGAGAUGGUGACGGUGCGUGGCUCUUCCACGCCACCGAGCCGCCGCCGGGGCAGCUGAAGAGCUUCGAGGAGAUCCGAGACAACGUGAGCAGCAAGGAGUUCGUGCUGGUGGACUCGAGACCUGAGGGCAGUGUCACGAGCAGCGAGCCGCAGCUACUGCCAGACUUCUCUUCCAGCCACAUACCUGGGUCGGUGUGCAUGCCUCUCAGCAACGUCAUGGACCCGCACACUGGCCUGAUGCUCGGCGUGGACGCGCUGCGGGCAGAGUUUGAGCGGCGCGGGGUGCCCCUGGAGCGUCCCUUCGUGGCCACGUGCAUCUCGGGGGUCACGGCGUGCGUGCUGCUGCUGGCAGCUCACCUGUGCGGCGCGCCCGACGGAGCCCUCUACGACGGCUCGCUGCUCGAGUGGACAGCGCGCGCGCCCGCCGAGGACAUCGCGACGGGGCCGGGGCGAGACGGAGCGCGGCCCGAGGGCGACGCUUAAACGGAAGGGCGGCUGAAGAACGCGGGCGGGGAUUUUGAAACCGCGACGCUUGAACGGCGGUCGCGUCGUGCGGGGGUCAGAUCCACGGGUGCGGCGUUGUUUAAAGACACGGAUCCGCGCGUCGCGAUUGUCGACGUUCGUAAUAUUUGCUGGCGGAAUUUAUGUCCGCGAAAUGACAAAUCCGGUAGUUUAAACUGCACAGCUGUUAUCCAUGAAAUCGACGCUUUGUUAACUUUUUUUACGGAGUAAUUGAUGGCAUAGCAAUUAUAUGACCUGAUCAUUUCCACAGUCAGUUAUAUUUUGAAUUAUUUUCAGUAUUGCUGGCAACAUGUUCGUCAUAAGCAAGAUACUGUAUAUUGCAAUUAUUACGGAAAGCUAUAUGGCUGGCUUAUGCUGAAUAAACUGUAGUUGAAAGGCUCUUCAGACAUCUUUAUUUACAAUACAGUACAUCAAAGCACAAAAACAAAAUAAACGUGUGGAAGAAACUUACAAUGGUAUGCGAAAUUCAGAUUGUGAUGACGUUCAUCACGUCAUGAAAUCGGAUAAAGCGCCGUGAGAUAUUCUAUCGCGGCAACCCAACUAAAAUAUAACCUUACUAUUUGGUUAUUUCGGUAAAGUCACGUAGAAAGAAAAUAAAUUAAAUAAUCGAAUAUGACGUUUCGAUUGCAACACAAGCAAUCGUCAUCAGGUACGAAUGAAAGAGAAAA